UUUGCUAGUUGCAGUUUGGUUAGUUGAACGGUGCACUUCGUCGUUGUUGGACGGCAGAAGCACUAACGGAGGGUGUCCGUGUCUUAGAAAGAUACAAUACUGUUGAAAGGUAUAGUUUCAUCAAUUGCUAGUGAUUGUGUUAUUCGGUGCACUGAGCGAAAGAAGAUACAGAAAAGCUCCUUCAAAAUGUGCAACCGAUCGAUGAUCCUGAAACUCCUGCUGGUGGCCACCCUCGUGUCGUCAGCGCUCAGUGCUAGUUGUUCGUGGCGGGCAGCCGGAAGCAACUGGUUCGGUGGCGAAAUUUGCAUCGUCCAGAAAGUAUACGAUGACUGCCAGGAGAAGAGCGAUUUCACCGAAUGCCUGAAGCAGAAAGCACUGACAUCGCUAUCGAGAGCGAUUGAUAUGGAUUCCAUCCAGCUGGUCGAUGGAGUUACCCUAGUCAAGCAGAAUUCGUCGGAUGAUUCCGAAAACGAAGCUGUCCCCGCAUUGGCUGAUGCCCGUGGAUUGGAUGAUCUGAGCAGCACUGACCGGGCACUGCUGCAGAAGCUGGACCGAUUCUUGAAAACACACACAGUCAAGAUGGAUCUGUCGACUUCAGCUGAAGCUCGUGGCAGAGAUAGGAAAAAUGGAAGCCGUUACAUUAUUGCAGCCAUUCUGACUGCCAUGGGCAUUGCCGGCCCGAUCGGUCUGAAAACCCUCGGUGCCAUUGCAUUCAAAGCUUUGGUCAUCUCCAAAGUUGCCCUAACGAUUGCCAGUAUCUUGGCGCUGAAAAAGAUUUUCAAGAGCGACCACCACGAGGAAACUAGCUUCCAGGUGCACACAGGCCACGACAAUCGCCGAAACACCUAUUUCGUACGUCCAGUACGGGCUUCCGUCGAUCCCUACCGAUACUACUAUGAACAGCCAGCCUAUUAAGGUGCACAUUCCCAAACCGUGAAAGACAUCGACGCCAAAUAGCCAAGUUAACCCCCAAACAUUACGAGAUGGAAAAUGAUACGACUAAAGCAUGCGAAACUAAUCUACUUCCGCAACGGAAGAAAACGAGUAAACGGGAUCGCAUGUAUUUUGAGACUGCUUUAUGAUGAGCACCAAUCGUUUCAUUCCAACGGAAUGGAGCCGAAAAAUCAUCAUCACUACCAGACCGAACACCGACGCUAGCUAGAACGAUUAGACAACAACCACACAAACGACGCAAGGAUCAGAGACGAAGUAAAUACUCGGAUGUGCCUACUACCUCUCUCGAUCUGCAAAGUAAUUGUCAUUUUCUGUUAUUUAUUUUUAAUAUGUAAUUUAUUUAUUUAUUGAGAACAACGAUGUCCCUCCUGUUUUGCCAGUAAGUUAAAAAUAUUGUUGUGCAAUAAAUGAAAGAGAUCAGAAUAGAGCAAAUGGUUUGUAGCUGUUCGAAAUCUGCGAAGAUUGCGUAACUCUCUGGUGAUAUCGAUGCAAUCCAUGAGUUCGGAUUGGUUUUGUCAUAA
Messenger RNA from Wyeomyia smithii (pitcher-plant mosquito), 1475 nucleotides. RefSeq lists its product as uncharacterized. NCBI's taxonomy places the organism in Eukaryota, Metazoa, Arthropoda, Insecta, Diptera, Culicidae. The transcript has 2 exons. The record is from RefSeq and is a predicted model, not a curated record. The coding region runs from base 187 to 915 and encodes 242 amino acids.